AUGAACCUUUAUAUUAUAGUGAACGGUGGUGUACCGUUACUAGGUCGGGAGUGGAUAAAACCAUUGGGCAUGAGCAUCAUCGUCACAGACUCAGUGUUAAAAAUCGACAAAAGUAAUAACACGUGCAGUGAAGUGUUAGAUACGUCAGCAUUGAUGCGCGAACAUCCCCGCGUAUUUAGCGAGUCCCUAGGAAGGCAUGUGAGCGCUCGCGCGACGCUGCGCGUGCGGCCGGACGCACAACCCGUGUUCCGACGCGCGCGCCCUCUACCGCUGGCGCUGCGCGCGCCCGUCGACGCCGAACUCGAGCGCAUGGAGCGCGCAGGGUUUACAGACAUUUUGUCGCCAUUAUACCGAUUGUUAAAAAAGGGACAGACGUGGGAGUGGGGCCAACCGGAAAAAGAAGCCUUUAACAAAAUCAAAGUCGCAUUAACGAACAGUCCAGUUUUAACUCAUUACAGUGAGAGUCUGCCACUGAUUCUAUGUUGUGACGGGAACCAGACGGGGGUUGGCGCCGUCAUACUGCACCGAACGGCGGAGGGUGAACGGCCCAUCGCAUAUGCAUCGCGCGCGCUUAAUGCGGCCGAGCGAAAUUAUAGCCAGAUUCACCGCGAAGCACUCAGUAUAGUCUUAGGCAUAAAAAAAAUUCAUACUUACUUAUAUGGUCGGCGGUUCACCCUGCGCACAGAUCAUCGUCCGCUGGUAAGCAUUUUUGGGUCCAAAGCAGACAUUCCAGCCACCGCCGCUGGCCGGCUCAUUAGGUGGGCGUUACUGUUGUCGGGCUACCAGUACGACAUUGAGUACGUAAAAUCAGCAGACAACAUAGCAGACGGAUUGUCUCGCUUACCGUUACCCAUAGUUGACCAAAGCGACGCCAGCGAUGAUUGCAGUUUUGUACAGUUUAUAGAAAAUAAUUUCCCGAUUCGCGCGCUCGACGUCAAAAGGGAAACUGCCUCUGAUAAAACGCUCAAUCUAGUGUCGCAAUAUGUCAAAUCAGGUUGGCCGAAGACAGGAGUGGUAGCAGACCUGCUCCCUUAUUAUAGAAGACGAGAGGAGCUCAACAUAGAAGGUGGGUGUCUCAUAUGGGGCUCUCGCGUCGUGGUACCGGCGGCACUACAGGCGGCAGUGCUGGCCGAGGUGCACGGCGGACACCUGGGCAUUGUCAAGUGUAAGAGUAUCGCGCGGAGCUACGUCUGGUGGCCUCGGAUAGAUCUGGACAUCGAGCAGCUAUGCAACUCAUGCCGUGUCUGUGCAGAGACAGCGGACGCACCCCCGCGAGUAGCCAUAGUGCCUUGGACUACGUCAAAAACAGCAUUCGAUAGAAUACACAUAGAUUUUUUGUCAUACAACGCGAAAACAUAUCUUAUAGUCGUAGAUAGUUAUUCGAAAUGGAUAGAAGUGUUUCCUAUGACUACCACGACGGCCGAAGCAACCACAGAUAAGUUGAGGGAGUUAUUUGCUAGAUUUGGGAUUCCAUCCAAGUUAGUCUCAGAUAAUGGACCCCCAUUUAGUAGUGAACAAUUUGCAAAUUUUUUAUUGACAAAUGGGGUUACACACGUCACGUCAGCUCCUUACCACCCCGCGUCUAAUGGGGAAGCGGAAAUAGCUGUGCGCACAAUAAAAAAAUGUUUAAAGAAAGCAACGAAAGAAAACACUAACCCUAAUCAAUUUUUACAACGCUUUUUGUUAGAUUAUAGAAACACUAAGCACUGCACCACGGACGACUCACCAGCUGCAUUGUUGCUAGGGCGUCAGUUAAAAACAAGACUUGACUUGCUCAAAACCGGUUUGUUUGACACUGUUGAAAAAAAUAAGCAAACAAAAAUAGCUCGUGGACCCCAGAACAGUAGGUCCUUUGAAGUCGGGGAUUUAGUGUGGGCUAGAGACUUCCGUAAGGGUCAUAAGUGGAUUGAGGCUACGAUUGUACAGACAUUAGGUAACAACAAUUUUAAAGCUCAGACAGAGGAAGGCGUGAUGAUAUCUCGGCACACAAAUCAAUUGCGCGCACGCCACGAUAAUGGUACGGCGCCGACGGACGAGUCCAGUCGCCGGGGCGAGGCACGCCACGACGACGUGACCCCGGACGUUCGCGUGGCUCCCCUGGCGGCGGCUGGUUGUGGGGUCCCGAGGGAUGCACCACCGCCACCCGCUGCUAGCCCCAGACCGUCGCGCGCUCGCAUGCCUGUUAGGCGUUACGGUUUUGAAGAGGUGUAUCCGUAA
Molecule: messenger RNA, 2217 nt
Organism: Cydia fagiglandana
Lineage: Eukaryota; Metazoa; Arthropoda; Insecta; Lepidoptera; Tortricidae
Exons: 2
Coding region: 1-2217 (738 amino acids)
Biological process (GO): DNA integration
Molecular function (GO): nucleic acid binding
Source: RefSeq, a predicted model, not a curated record